Molecule: messenger RNA, 1719 nt
Organism: Emericellopsis cladophorae
Lineage: Eukaryota; Fungi; Ascomycota; Sordariomycetes; Hypocreales; Bionectriaceae
Exons: 1
Coding region: 1-1719 (572 amino acids)
Source: RefSeq, a predicted model, not a curated record
AUGACUUCCAACAACUAUCCCUCCCAGAACGGGUUCGGCAACACGGGCGGACUUGCUUCGCGACGUGGUGGCCAGAACAUCAAGCCCCUGUCUUUCGAUGCCUUGGGCACCAGUAAGGCUGACGACAAGGAAAACGUGGUUCCCACGCCGCGCACCAGCCGUUCUCACCUUCUCGACCGCCUGCGGACCGCGCCUAAGUCGGCGACGGCCUCGUCCUUUGGUCCCAUGUCACCGACCGGCGGCUCCGUUCCCACGCAGCAGUAUGCCAGGAGCAACUUGGCUGCCAAUGUCCACGGGCUUGGCCAGGACAACAUCUACAACGCGCCCAAGACGGCCUUCCCGCAGUACGGUCAGCAAAACCAGCAGCGCCAGCAGAACAACAAUGUGCAGUACAUGAUGGGCCAGCAGUAUGCGGCUGAGCAGGUGCUCGCCCCUCCCGAGCUCACGGUAGAGGAGCAAGUCCAAGAGGGCAUGGAUCCCAAUCUCUAUGCACAACUGGUGGCCACCAACAUGUACCUCGCUCAGCAGCAGCAGCGGUUGCAGCAGCAGCUACGUAACGUGCAGGCCGCCGCCCAACAGUUCCAGCACAUGAACCUGAACAACUCGCAGCUCGCUCAGCAGCAGAUGGCCAUCUACGAGCAGCAGCAGCAGUUGCGCAAUUUGCAGCAGCAACUUGGAGCUCAGGCUGCCAUGACCCAGCAGCCGCAGCGCCAAUCCCAGCAACAGCAGCAGCAGUUUUACUACAACCCCAUGACGGGACAGUAUUUUGUCGACACCUCUGCGCAGCAAGGAGGCUCGCCCUACAACGAGCAGCCCAUGACCCCUGGCGGUUUCAGCGUCUAUCAGCAACAGCACGCCCAGCAGUACGGUUCGCAGGUGCAGACGCCCCGCGUACAGGUCUCUCCUCCUCCCGAGAACCAGCCGCAGCAGCAAACCUUCCGCAGCAACUCGCCUCCCAAGCGAUUCGAUUCCCCUGGCGAGACUCAACCCUUGCCGCCACCGUCCGCAAACGCCUUCCGCCGUGGCCACAAGAAGGCUUCGUCGCUGGCGCCUGUCAACGCCGCGCUGGCUGCCUCAGCUGGCGCGGAUGGCGUCCUGCCCUCUGCUGGGCCGAAGACGGCUGCUUUCCCCAUGACCCCUGGCGGCUAUGGACCGGGUCAGAGCCGCGCCGGCGAGCACCCGAUUCGUCAGCCUCGUGGCCCGCCCCCCAUGGACGAGCUCAAGCUCAAGCCCACAGCCAAGCACGAAGGCAGCAAGAACUUUGCGACUCGCACCCGACGAUCGGCCGUUCACAACCUCGUCCGCGCUGGACUUGAGCGACGCAAGGGCACGGGCAGCUCGGCCGGUAGCAUGAGCCCGGUGUCCGAGACCGCGGAAGAAUCGACGACACCCAUCACCGACAAUGAUUCUGAGUCUGGGCGUAGCGGCUCUGGCAGUCUCGCCGGUGAGGAGGACUGCUCGGUGGCACGCAAGGUGGCGGGUGGAAGCUGGGGAGCCAUUGGAUCCGAUAGGCCCGGAUCGCGCCAGCGCGCACGUCGCCAUGCCAGUGACAGCGACCUGUCGACGGCCAGCAGCGAUACCGGCUCGUUCGCCAACGUCUUCAAGAACGGUGCUCUGCGAGCAUCGCAAAAGGCCCAGGAGGCGAACGGAGACCAGCGCAGGGCCCCUCGGCUGGUGCUGACGAGCGCGGAGAAGCGCCGCAUGACUCCCCUUGUGUAA